CCCCCAAGCCCAGCUGUUGACAAGCUCCUUGUGAAAUGGAGUUUGGCAUCCUCAGCGCCGAACCGAGUGGAAGUUUCCAUGAUGAGGAAGUUCUGUGACACGGGGGUUCGGAAAAGAUCUGCGGUUUCCCUCCCAUUGGCCGGCCUGCGUGGGUGCCAACUUCUGCACGUGAUUUAAUGGAUCAGAAGGAGGUGUCAGUGAAAAAAAAGGUCCAGAAUGAUUACUAACCUAUGACUCCCAACAGUAUGACAGGCACUGUGCUUGGAGCUGUGAGAACUGAGAGAUGGAUAAGUUGAUCAGAGUCCAACAGAGGGGGGAGAAAAGUGUGGAAACCAUCGACAUAAUACAAGGAAAACGUGAAAAUGGCCUUCCAGCCUGGGACAAACCAAAGCACUGUCCAGACCGAGAACACGACUGGAAGCUAGUAGGAAUGUCUGAAGCCUGCCUCCAUAGGAAGAGCCAUGCGGAGAGGCGCAACACAUUGAAAAAUGAACAGCCGUCACCACAUCUCAUCCAGACCACUUGGACUAGCUCGAUAUUCCAUCUGGACCAUGACGAUGUGAACGAUCAGAGUGUCCCAAGUGCCCAGACCUUCCAAACAGAAGAAAAGAAAUGUAAAGAAUCAUGUAAGAGUCCGUCACAGACAUCAUACCCCUUGAACUCUAAAUGCUUUGGAGUGUCCCCUAAAGUCAAAGAAAUUCUCCUACAAAACCAUGGUACAGUUCUCAAUAUCAGGUACAUCCCCAGUUAUUUAGACAAGGACGAGCUAUGUGUAGUGUGUGGUGACAAAGCCACCGGGUAUCACUACCGCUGCAUCACGUGUGAAGGCUGCAAGGGUUUCUUUAGAAGAACCAUUCAGAAAAAUCUCCAUCCAUCCUAUUCCUGUAAAUAUGAAGGAAAAUGUGUCAUAGACAAAGUUACGAGAAAUCAGUGCCAGGAAUGUCGCUUUAAAAAAUGCAUCUAUGUUGGCAUGGCAACAGAUUUGGUACUGGAUGACAGCAAGAGGCUGGCAAAGAGGAAGCUGAUUGAGGAGAACCGGGAGAAGAGACGGCGGGAAGAGCUGCAGAAAUCCAUCGGGCACAAGCCAGAGCCCACGGACGAGGAGUGGGAGCUCAUCAAAACUGUCACUGAAGCCCAUGUGGCCACCAAUGCCCAAGGCAGCCACUGGAAGCAGAAACGAAAAUUCCUGCCAGAAGAUAUUGGACAAGCACCAAUAGUAAAUGCCCCAGAAGGUGGAAAGGUUGACUUGGAAGCCUUUAGCCAUUUUACAAAAAUCAUCACACCAGCAAUUACCAGAGUGGUGGAUUUUGCCAAAAAGUUGCCUAUGUUUUGUGAGCUGCCAUGUGAAGACCAGAUAAUCCUCCUCAAAGGCUGCUGCAUGGAGAUCAUGUCCCUUCGCGCUGCAGUGCGCUAUGACCCAGAAAGUGAGACUUUAACCUUGAAUGGGGAAAUGGCAGUGACACGGGGACAGCUGAAGAAUGGGGGUCUUGGGGUGGUGUCAGACGCCAUUUUUGACCUGGGCAUGUCACUGUCUUCUUUCAACUUGGAUGACACUGAAGUAGCUCUCCUUCAGGCUGUCCUGCUAAUGUCUUCAG
Messenger RNA from Leptonychotes weddellii (Weddell seal), 1595 nucleotides. Lineage: Eukaryota; Metazoa; Chordata; Mammalia; Carnivora; Phocidae. The record is from RefSeq and is a predicted model, not a curated record.